CAUUGAUAGGUGGCACUGACUGGCACUGAUAGGUGACACUGAAAGGCAGCUCAGAUGAGCAUGAUAUGUGGCAUUGAUGUGCACUGGUAGGCACUGAUAUGUGGCAUUGAUGUGGCACUGAUGGGCACUGGCAGGUGGCAUUGAUGAGCACUGACAGCUGGCAUUGAUGGACACUGACAGGUGGCACUGCUGGGGCUACACUGAUCAUCAGGGCACACUGAUGAUCAGUGCUCUGAUGAUCACUGUCAGCGUGACAGCUCGUGAGGAGAGAAAUGCCAAUAACCGGCAUUUCCCUAUUUACAUGAGAUCAGCUGUGAUUGGACACAGAUGAUCA
Molecule: messenger RNA, 334 nt
Organism: Staurois parvus
Lineage: Eukaryota; Metazoa; Chordata; Amphibia; Anura; Ranidae
Source: the annotation of a GenBank genome assembly